Molecule: messenger RNA, 1017 nt
Organism: Pistacia vera
Lineage: Eukaryota; Viridiplantae; Streptophyta; Magnoliopsida; Sapindales; Anacardiaceae
Product: probable carboxylesterase 120
Exons: 1
Coding region: 1-1017 (338 amino acids)
Molecular function (GO): hydrolase activity
Source: RefSeq, a predicted model, not a curated record
AUGGCAGAUGAAACUACCUCAUCAUCUCCAACCAUUGAUCCCUACGAAUACCUUCAGUUCUUCCCCAAUCCCGACGGUACUGCCACUCGCAAAAGGAACGCACUCCUAUCUAAGACCAUAUCCGAUCCUGACCACGAUCCUCGAGUUCUCUUCAAAGAUGUCCCCAUCAACGCUUCAAACAAGACCUGGGCUCGCAUAUUCCUUCCCCGUCAAGUACUUGAUUCUUCCUCCACCACCAAGCUUCCUCUCAUAGUUUAUUAUCCCGGCGGAGGCUUCAUUAUCGGCAGCCUAGACGACAGUAUUUUCCACGAUUUUUGCUCAAACGUGGCGCUUGAAUAUCCUGCUGUAGUUGUCUCAGCCCAGUACAGGCUUGCCCCGGAGCACCGUCUUCCAGCCGCUUACAAUGACUCCAUGGAAGCAUUGCACUGGAUCAAAACUACCCAAGAAGAGUUGUUGAAAAAAUAUGCUGAUUUCUCUUCAUGUUUCUUAAUGGGGCUUAGUGCAGGUGCAAACACAGCGUACCAGGUAGGCCUGCGUGUAGCGGCACAGGUUGAAGACAUAUUGCCAUUGAAGAUCAAAGGGCUCAUACUGCAGCACCUUUUCAUUGGUGGGGUGAAGAGGACGGAGUCCGAGUUGAGGUUGAUGAAUAAUCUAACUCUUCCGCUAUGUGCUAGUGAUUUAAUGUGGGAAUUCUCAUUACCACAUGGCGCUGACCGUGAUCAUGAGUAUUGCAAUCUAACGGUGGGUGGUGGGUCAGAUGUCUUAGAUCAAAUCAAGCAACUUGGAUGGAAGGUAUUGAUCACAGCAACUACUGGGGACCCAAUGAUUGACCGUCAGGUUGAGAUGGCGAGAAUGAUGGAACAAAAGGGAGUUCAAGUGAAAAGUCAUUACGAUGAAGGAGGUUAUCAUGGAAUUGACGUUAUUGAGCCUGAAAAGCGUAAGGCUGUGCCUGUUAUCAUGAAAGAAUUUGUGAAUUCAGCCAUGGCUCCUCAGUCAGUGAAGGAUAUUGUUGGUUAA